AUGUCUUCUCCGAUUUUCUGGUACCAUCUCAUAUACCAGAACCUUCAAGAUCUUAGCAUGAUAGGAUUUGUUUAUGGCCCUAGAACAAAAGUGCGAGGUAGCUCAUGGCUGUUUUUAAUCCUUUGGUCCACUAUCACGGACGUCAAAUAUACCAACAGCAAAGUCUUACUCGAGGCCACAAAGCCCUUCCGAAGACAGUCAUCGUGCUCCCUUGGAAUCUCACUUGUUCUUAUUUACCUCGGCAUAGGCGAAUCGAGAAACAUGUGUGGUAUAUCG
Molecule: messenger RNA, 276 nt
Organism: Guyanagaster necrorhizus
Lineage: Eukaryota; Fungi; Basidiomycota; Agaricomycetes; Agaricales; Physalacriaceae
Exons: 3
Source: RefSeq, a predicted model, not a curated record